This is a messenger RNA of Venturia canescens, 2986 nucleotides long. RefSeq lists its product as uncharacterized. The coding region runs from base 337 to 2130 and encodes 597 amino acids. The record is from RefSeq and is a predicted model, not a curated record. The transcript is spliced from 3 exons. Lineage: Eukaryota; Metazoa; Arthropoda; Insecta; Hymenoptera; Ichneumonidae.
AAAAAAAAAAAUCGUUUCAUGCAGAACCAACUUAAUCUCAAUGUUUUAGUAAAAUUUAUUGCAAUCGAGCCCUGUUUUAUCCUCGCCGAGCAAUCGACACGUUCAAAUGAAGGAAGUGAAUGUAUCUCGGGGCCAUAAGGGACCCCACUUCCACUUUUAUGUACGCUCCUGAAACGAACUGACGGCGAUUGCUAGAACGACGAGAGCAGUAGAAUCGUUACUGUAGCACCAAGCCAACUCUAUAGUUAGAAUUCAGCGUUGAAUAAGAUAACUGCGCCUGGAUCAGGGGUCACGUCGACCCCACGUGCACUUCCAAAUUAUUUUUUUCUCGAGACCAUGGCUCGACAGGAUUCGUUGCGAAGUGAUUUGGCCAUACGAGAGGCUUUCCAAGCAUCGAACGAUGGAGACCCGGCCCUGGACGAAGCGUCGGAUGGCGACGACGACGAGAUCGAAAAUGACUCGGGGUCAGAGGCACAUCGAGACGAAGAAUUUCGACCGGAUGAACUCGGGGCUCCGGUGGAAUUGAAAGUGGAGCUCGCGCAAGUAAAAGAGAAAUUUUCUCAAAGGAAGCGACUGAAAGGAAUUCCCGGGACUGCUGAACCCGACCAGGGCUGCAGACUUGUUUCGGCUAAAGCUGGACCCGAAUGGCGCGCGAAGGCGUCAGGAGAAUCGCGAAAUCCUGUGAGCCCUUGCACCAGUUACCUCCCAGCACCGAUCGGCGAAGCGAGAAACGUGAGCACGUCGAUCGAAGCGUGGAGCUUGUUCUUCAGCUCGGCGAUCCUCGAGAAAAUUCAAAAUCACACAAAUGAGGAAAUUCGUCGAUAUCGAGGCUCGAUCCACGCGGAUAACGCUUCGGAGUCCACGUACAUGGACGUCGAGCUCAAAGAGCUCAAAGCUUUCAUCGGUUUGAUGUACUUUGCCGGAUUACAAAAAGCGGUGAAAACGAAUCUCGAGGAGUUGUGGUCCAACGAAUAUGGCUCGACGUUCUAUCGAGCCGCGAUGUCCCUGAAGAGGUUCCAGUUUCUUGCAAGAACGUUACGAUUCGACGAUAAAACGACGAGAACGCACCGAUCGUUGGAAGAUAAAUUAGCUCCCAUCCGAGAAAUCUGGGAGGACUUUUUAACGAACUGUUCGAAAUACUACAAUCCAGGUUUCUUGUGCACCGCAGGUGAACAAUUGUUGAGUUUCCGAGGCCAGUGCCCAUUCAAAGUUCAAACUUCCUCAGAGAGAUGUGGCAUCAAAGUUUUCACGUUGAACGACGCGAGGACUUUUUACAUGCUGGCAGCCGAGCCGUACACGGCUAAAGUCACAGCGAACAAUGCCCAAUCCAAGUCUUCUUACUACGUGAAAAAAUUAUCGCGAUCGAUCGACGGUAGCUGGCGCAACAUCACGUGUACGAACGGGCUCACGUGCCUGGAGCUGUUCGACGAAAUGCUAGAAAAUCAUUCGCUAACGAUGCUUGGAGUGGUGAGAAAAAGCGAAGCACACAUCCCAGAAAAUUUCUCGCUCCCAGGAGCCCUUCGAUCGUCAAUUUAUGCUUACGAUAACGCGAAAACCCUCCUCGCCUACACUCUUCGAAGGGAUAAAGUUGUCGUGCUUCUCUCGACCUACCAUCGUAAAGAGGGGAUCGACGAAGAGACCGGAGAUCCGGAAAUGCUCACUUUUUACAACAGUACGAAAACGGGGGCUGCCAAGUUCGACGAAAUGUGUCGCGAGUACACGACGGCAAGGAAGAGCCUGCGAUGGCCGAUGAGACUCUGGAUGGGAAUGCUGGACCAAGCUGGCAUCAACGCCACGAUCAUUUACAACUUAAACUCCGCGAAUAGGAUCUCCGAUCGUAGAGGCUUUUUGAAGAGCCUCAUUUUCUCCCUGGUAGAACCGCACCUUCGCGCAAGGCUCGAAAUCCCUUAUCUUCAUCGGGACUUGCGUCUCUCCAUCCAAAUUCUACUCAAGAUCGAUCUUGAUCCUCCGGUGCCUAAAGCACACGAACGAACUAGAGGACGAAGGAGGUGCCUCUUCUGCCCUAGAUCUCGGGAUCGCAAAGUCAGCGUCUUUUGUGACAACUGCCAACGAGCCAUAUGCGACGAUCACAAAAUUAUUUCGUGCCUUGUUUGCUACACUCGAGCUUGAUGAAAUCAAAGUUUUUUUUAUUCUGCUAUUUUUUUUGUUUUAUUUUAAUGAAAAGAGAGAAGGCUACGGAAUCGCCGUCUACAUUUAUUUUAUUUUUCUUUCGUCUGUCCAGCGCCAUCUUUCAAACGAAUAAAAGUAGGCGAGGACGGAGUGACUAGGAACGCAGGAUAAAUACGGACACCGCACAAUCUUUGUAUUCCGUAAGCCCCAUUUUUAGGCACUUCAACUGAUGCCGUAGCCCUAUCGAGGUUUCGUGUACUCACACUGUUCAUAAAAUUUCGUAAACUUUGUAAAAAAUUAAUUUAAUAUCUUUAUUCCAUGUAAGAAUCAUUAACGCAGUUCAAACUUGGGCUCACCUUUCUGUUUUUAAUUAUUCAUUGACUUGUGAAAUUUCGCAGUUUGAGGUAAUUUCGAACGGCUUGUUUGGGAAUUUUUUUUCAAAUUUUAGUUACGUCGUAAAUACAUAUGAAAGAAAACACCAACGUAUGAUAUUAUUGAGUGCAUAAAUGUAGCAGUGAACGAUUUGAAAACAAAAAAGUUAUUUUUGUUUUGAAAAAUAUGAAAAUUCACGAUCCGAAGACUGGAUCAUGAGAAUCGAGUGUGAGAUUUGGGCUCACAAAACUGCACAAACGAAAGUACGAGUCGAAAAUAUGUUUGAGAUUUCUAUUGCAAUCUGGAUUCGCCCAAGGGCCGUUCGAAAUUACCCCGGAGGUUUGGGACAAAUCCGAAUUUUUCGGAGUGUUGUCUUUUGCUAAAUAUCUAGCAAUUUUUUCAUAUAUUUGUUAAAAUUUACAUGGGAAAUUGCAAACAAGAUAUCAAGGAGUAAAAAAGACUGAAAAUUUAGUUUGUAAUUUCA